Pistacia vera is the source of this 1770-nucleotide messenger RNA. Its product is annotated as glutamine synthetase nodule isozyme-like. NCBI's taxonomy places the organism in Eukaryota, Viridiplantae, Streptophyta, Magnoliopsida, Sapindales, Anacardiaceae. Gene Ontology annotation, cellular component: cytoplasm. Gene Ontology annotation, molecular function: glutamine synthetase activity. The record is from RefSeq and is a predicted model, not a curated record.
AUGCAACGUAUUGCUGGACCAAGUGGUAGACAUUUGAUUCGAAUGGGUCCCGCAACAUUUGUAGAAUUUUGUCGAAUUUUAGCAACGGAAGGGGGGCUUCAUUCAACUCAACGAGCUACAGUUGAGGAACAAGUUGCUAAAUUCCUUUGGAUUAUAGGUCAAGACACUAGGCAUAUUGCAUGUUCAUUGCUUUUCCAUCGCUCCGGUGAGAUGGAUUGUGUUAGGGCAAUAGAUGGCACGCAUAUUCGUGUUAAAGUACCAGUUGUACAUGCUGCUAGGUACCGUGGUAGGAAGGAAUAUCCAACUAUGAAUGUUUUGGAUGCUUGCAAAUUUGACUUGAAAUUCACCUAUGUGUUGACUGGGUGGGAAGGAACUGCUUCUGACUCUAGGAUAAUGAAAAAUGCCCUCACAAGAGAUUAUCCACUCCAUAUUCCAACAGUUUAUGAUGGUCAACGGUGGUUCGGUUCAGACUACAAGGUGAGAAAGAUGAUAAAUGCAGUAGCCGAGUUAGCAUUUCAGUGCCUGCAAGGUCGAUGGAUCCGGAUUGGGCUGGAGAGCAAAGCGAGAACUUUACCUGGACCGGUAACCGACCCGGCCAAGCUUCCGAAGUGGAACUACGACGGCUCCAGCACGGACCAAGCUCCCGGUGAGACAUUCCACAUUCUUGAUGAACUGUAUUGUUUUUUCAGUCCUCAAGCCAUAUUCAAGGAUCCAUUCCGACGAGGAAACAACAUAACGGUGAUGUGCGAUGCGUCACACCGGCUGGCGAACCCAUCCCACAAACAGAGAUUAAUGUGGUGCAAAAUAUUCAGCCACCCAGAUCCUCGCGAGGAGCCAUGGUAUGGCAUUGAGCAGGAGUACACUCUCCUUCAGAAGGAUGUCAAAUGGCCCAUAGGAUGGCCGGUUGGUGGCUUUCCCGGUCCCCAGGGACCGUACUACUGCGGAGUAGGAGCUGACAAAGCCUUUGGCCGGGAUAUUGUGGAUGCCCACUACAAAGCUUGUCUCUAUGCGGGGAUUAACAUUAGCGGAAUUAACGGUGAAGUUAUGCCCGGCCAAUGGGAAUUCCAGGUCGGUCCUGUAGUUGGAAUCUCCGCCGGCGAUCAAUUAUGGAUGGCUCGGUACAUACUCGAGAGGAUCACCGAGAUUGCAGGAGCUGUGCUUUCAUUUGAUCCAAAACCAGUUCAGGGCGACUGGAAUGGAGCUGGUGCACACACCAACUACAGCACCAAAUCCAUGAGGAAUGAUGGUGGACUUGAUGUGAUCAAGAAAGCCAUUGAGAAGCUGGGAUCACGCCACAAGGAGCACAUUUCUGCUUAUGGAAAAGGCAAUGAGAGAAGGUUGACUGGUCGCCAUGAGACUGCAGAUAUCAACACCUUCUCUUGGGGUGUUGCCAACAGGGGAGCUUCCAUCCGUGUUGGUCGCGAUACCGAGAAAGCUGGAAAGGGAUACUUUGAAGACAGAAGGCCAGCUUCCAACAUGGACCCAUAUGUCGUCACGUCUAUGAUAGCAGAAACUACCAUUCUCUUAAAGCCUUGAGGGAAUGUGAAGCUCUGGGAAAGAGGAAUGAGGGAGAGGGAAGGAAAGCUAUCGAAAAUCUCUCUAGUGUGUGGUAUGCAUGUAUUUGGAUGAUUAGAUUUGGAAUUCAAAUUGUUAAUGGUUUCUUGGUCACUGAUUUUAGUUUUCGUUUCAUGGGAUACAACUUGUGCACAGAUUGUAUAAAACUUGGAUGAUUUUAUGUUCUCAUAAAUAAAAGUGUAUCUAGUUCGAUAA